CCAGACACCCGUGAGCCGAAGGGAGGUGGAGCUGCCCCAGGCUGCCUCUGCCAUGGACUCUGAGGUCAGCAAUGGCUCGGGCCUCCGGGAUGCGUAUGUCACAGACCUGCUGGUGUUCGGCUUCCUGCAAAACUGCUCCAAUGAGAGUUUCCACAAAGAGCUGGAGGUGCUGGGCCAUGAGCUGCCCGUGCGAGCCCACCUCUGGGAGGACCGAGAUGACGAGCUACAGACAGAUGGCAACCGUGCCAGCCGCCAUGGAGACCGGGUGGAAGCAGACUCGGAGAGCCAAGAGGAAGUCAUCCAGAACAUCGCCAGGCAUCUGGCCCGGAUCGGGGACAGCAUGGACCGCGGCAUCCCCCCGCGGCUGGUGCACAACCUGGCGGCGCAGCUCGGGGACGGGCGUCUGUCGGAGGAGGACAGGAGGAGGGACCUGACAGCAGCCCUGGAUCAGCUGAUGGAGACCCACCCCAUCGACAUGGAGAAGGAGAAAGCCAUGCUGAUGCUGGCCCUGCUGCUGGCCAAGAAGGUGGCCGACCACACGCCGGCCCUGCUCCGUGAUGUCUUUCGCACCACAGUCAACUUUAUCAACCAGAACCUACUCGCCUAUGUGAGGAGCUUAGCCAGAAACGACAUCUCCUAGAUGAGUGGAUGACAGCAGAAGCUUGACUGGCUAAAGCCGGAUGUGAUGACAGCAGUGGGGCUGCCUCCAGUGGAAACGGGGCCCUGGCCGUGUCAACAAAGCUCUUAGAGGAAGCCGGCACUGGAUUAUUAUAACAGCGAUUAUUUCUCUCUAUUUUAAAGACGAUGUUUUAAGCCAGUGGCCCAUCUGGAAAUUCCUACAUUAAUAUACUUGAAUGAAAACGUUGGCGGGCACAUGCCUGAAUGGGUUUAGUAUCACCUCUGAAACCUACACAUGGUGCCUCUUAUUUCAGCUGUACUGGUUUCCACUUGAAAAUUAAAUUUAAAAGCAGGUUUUAAGGCAGAAGGAAAAAAAACGCACUUCAUGUUUUUUGUAAAAAAAAAAAGAAUUACUGUUUAUUAAAGUACAACCUUGGGGAUGGUCUUACAGCAGGCAGUAUCCUGUGUGGGGAGAAGAAGGAAGGGUUGGAGAAGAAAUGCAGUAAAGGAAAAGUCCCACUCAAAAUAGGGAACAUCUUAACACAAAGGAAGUCGCAAACUUCCUGUUUAAAAACCAAAUGGCACAGAGGUUCUGAACUAAAGUACUGCACUCAAACAGUGGGAAAUUCCAGCCUCAAGACACAGGUGUUGGAUUUUUCCAGCAUGACCUCCUUCUGUUUGACUCAAGAGCCACAGGCAAUUAAAAGCCAUGAAAGUGAGGUAUGGGCCCAUGUCAACCACUGUUUCCAAAAUCAGGUAACUAAACGCAUUUUUUUUGCUUUAAAGUCUUCCUAAAAGUUUUAAGUUGAUGGUACCAGAAGCUACUGCUAAUAGCCUUAUACUUAUCAUUCCUAGUCAUACUCCUCCCACUGUGCCUCUGGGGAGAACAGGUGCAUACAAAUGAAAGAGCAGUGAGACUUUUAACAAUUCAACCCUGACGGCUCCCUUUCCUAGGGGCAUGGUCAAAACCAAGUCUCUUAGGUAAGGCCAAAAUAAACAAGGAAAGCCUAGUUUAGAAACAGUAUGACACUGGUCUGUUGUUUCCAGCUAUAAGCUAUUUUCCAGGAAUCUGUUUAAAAGUGUGACAGUGGAUAUGGGUCCACAUGUUACCUUUAAUAGGAAAGUUCUCUUGUGACUAAGGACAGGAUGCUUUGGGGGAAGUGUACCAACAAGGGUAAUGAUGUACUAAUAAAUAAUUUCUUGUUACCAAAAACA
Carlito syrichta (Philippine tarsier) is the source of this 1833-nucleotide messenger RNA. It is a transcript of the gene BID, whose product is annotated as BH3 interacting domain death agonist. The transcript is spliced from 5 exons. Bases 53 to 640 code for a protein of 195 amino acids. Gene Ontology annotation, cellular component: cytoplasm; cytosol; mitochondrion. NCBI's taxonomy places the organism in Eukaryota, Metazoa, Chordata, Mammalia, Primates, Tarsiidae. Gene Ontology annotation, biological process: apoptotic mitochondrial changes; positive regulation of intrinsic apoptotic signaling pathway; positive regulation of release of cytochrome c from mitochondria. The record is from RefSeq and is a predicted model, not a curated record.